This is a messenger RNA of Carya illinoinensis, 1437 nucleotides long. RefSeq names its product amino acid permease 3-like. Lineage: Eukaryota; Viridiplantae; Streptophyta; Magnoliopsida; Fagales; Juglandaceae. The record is from RefSeq and is a predicted model, not a curated record. The transcript has 6 exons. Gene Ontology annotation, cellular component: plasma membrane. Bases 1 to 1437 code for a protein of 478 amino acids.
AUGCAUCACACAAAUAACCAGAUGCUUUCCGACCACGAUCUGCUCCCACGAGGCAGCUGCAACUCUGAGUGCUUCGACGACGAUGGCCGCCCGACGCGAGCAGGGACGGUUUGGAGUGCAAGCGUUUCCAUAACAACGGCUGUGGCUCGCCCGGAGUUUCUGUCCUCGGCAUGGAGCGUUGUUGCACAAUUUGGAUGGGUUGCUGGUCCAGCCGUCAUCAUCUUCUUCUCCCUCGUGACUUACUGCACCUCCGCGUUGCUAUGCGCCUGCUAUCGUUCACCUGUCACUGACAAGAGAAACCAUACUUACAUGGAUGCCAUUCGAUCAAAUUUGGAUGGAGCAAAGGUCAAGAUAUGUUGGGUGAUUCAGUACCUUAACCUUCUUGUAGCAGCCAGCGGGUACGCUGUAUUUGCAUCCCUAAUGAUGAGGGACAUCAACCGGUUCUCUAAAUGUCGAAACGCAGCUAGUGAUGAUGCAUGCUAUGUUAAUUCCAUGCCAUACUUCAUUGCUUUCGCCGUUGCCCAAAUAAUUCUCUCUCAAAUUCCCAAGUUUUCUCAGCAGCGCAGUUUAAUCAUUCUGUGUCUUAUGAUGUUCCUACUUUAUUCAGGAAUCGGUCUUGGCCUUGCUAUCGCUAAAGUUGCAGGUGUGAAUGGGAUAUAUUAUACUGAACGUUCAAUCGGCACAAAGACUCGAGCCCGAAAGAUGUUGAAUAUUUUUCAAGCAAUUGGGGAUAUAGCUCAAGCAUACGAUUUCUCAGCCGUCCUUAUUGAAAUCGAGGACACAGUUAAAUCCCCACCAUCAGAAGCCGAGACAAUGAAAAAGGCCACUCGACGUAGCCUUACGCUCACAACCUUUGUCUCCAUAAUUUAUGGCUGCAUGAGUUUUGCUGCUUUUGGAAAUAACUCCCCUGUAUUCCCCUUUUAUGCGUUCUAUAAACCAUAUUGGCUGCUUAACAUGAUAGCAAGAGCUGCCAUUGUAAUUCAAUUUGCUGGAGGAUACCAAAUCUAUUUGCAACCCAUUUUUGCCAUGGCUGAGGAAACCCUAGCAGAGAGAUUCCUCUAUAAUGAAUUCAUCACCAAAGACAUUAAAAUCCCAACAGGCUGCAGGCGUUUUGGUCCCUACAAACUCAACCUCUUCCGACUGGUUUGGAGGACAGUUUUCGUGAUCAUAAGUACCGUGCUAUCAAUGUUUCUAGCAAUCUACCUCGAUUUGCUUAAACUCGUACAGAUUUUUGCCUUUUGGCCCAUUGCACUUUACUUCCCGGUGGAGAUGUAUAUAGUGCAAAAGAAGAUACCAAAAUGGAGCAAAAGAUGGAUUUGCCUUCAAAUCCUUUGUCUCGAGUGCCUCAUCGUUACCGUAGCGACAGCUGCUGCCUCUAGUGUUGAUCUGUUUAGUAGUGUGUCUAAUUAUUGUCCAUUCAAGCCCAAACAUUUCUAG